CAUUCGGCGACUUCGUCCGGAUGACGUCAGCAAUGCGGAAGAGGCGCUGCUGGAGCGAUGAAGACUGAGAACCCUCUGCUGAGGGGCCCGGAUCUGAUGCGGGGCCCCUCCCUGGCCAACCGGCAUCUCUCGGGUCCACCCCUGCAGCCGCUGACCGCCCGGAACCCGGCCGUCUCCGCUGACCACCUCCUGUCCUGCCGCAUCCAGUUGGGGAACCGCCUCCUCGACGGCCGGACACGGACAACCGGGCCUCCCACUGCCCCCUCCGUACCCCUCUGCUUUAGCCGCUCCCUCUGCCCCUGGCUGCCCUCCGCGCUGGGCCCCUCGACCUCGGGUCCCACAGGGGACAGGGCAAGGCAGAGGGAAGAGAAGACCCCACCGGGUGCGGAGACUCAGUUGGAACAACAGGAUGGCGAGUGGCAAUGGGACCCCGUGGAGUCGUCUCUGCACAUGCCCAGCUAUGACCUGUCUGCGCAAGGUUAUGAGGAUCUGGCAGAAGUGCAGAAUGCCUCAGAGGCCGAGGAGCUCGGUGAUGUUCUGGGACACUCGGCAGACCAGGAUGCCAGACUGCGAGAGAAGAAGAUCUCUUUGCUAAAUGCUGUCUGCUGCUCCCUGCUGGCGGGGCCCAAAUUCGCCAACCCGCGAGAUGAGACCCGCUGCUUCCUCCUCAGCCUGUGCCGCGAGGUGGCGGAGGAAGACCCGGAGUUUAUCCUGAAGGUCGCUCUGUACACCAGGCAGGAGCUGAACAUCCGAAGCACGGCCAACUUCCUGCUGGCAGUGGCGGCCCUGCUCCCCGCCACGAGGCCCCACCUGCGGCGAUACUUUGCCCGGACUGUGCGCCUGCCCUCUGACUGGAUCGAGGUGGUGAAGACCUUCCAGAGCCUGGCGGAGUCUGGCAGCAAGUGGCCGCCCUUCCCGUCCUGCCUGCGACAGAGUCUGAGCGACGCCUUCCUCUCCUUUGACGAGUACCAGCUGGCCAAGUACAACUCCAGGCGGCAGCGCGGCAAGACCCGAAAAGGGGCGAGGGGCAAAUGUGUUCCAAACCGGGAUGUUGCGAAGACCAUGCCGUUCACUCUGAAGAAGCUUGUCCAAUGGCUGCAUCUGAAGGAGCCAGCCAAUCAAAUCAUGUGUCUGUUGGGUCGAAGGUACCCUUCGGAUCUGCAGUCAUUCUCUCGCAGCCGUCUGCCUGGGCCCUGGGAUUCCCAGAGAGCCGGGAAGAGGAUGAAGCUGCCAGUUCCGGAGACGUGGGAGAGGGAGCUUUCGCUGCACGGCAACACGGCCAAAGUCUGGGAGCGGCUGAUAGAUAACCAGAAGCUGCCCUUCAUGGCCACCCUCCGUAACCUGCGGAAUAUCAUCACCUGCGGACUGAGUCCACGUCACCACCGGCUGAUCCUCUCCAGGCUCUCGGACAAGAAAACCGUCAUCCACAGCCGCCAGUUCCCCUUCCGGUUCCUUGCUGCCUUCCGCGUCCUCGCUGAGCUGGAUGAGCGGCUGAAACACAAGGACGACCCCCUGCCGUCCAGGCAGGAGAUGAUACAGCAGGUCAUGGCCUCUAUCCGCCAGCGGCAGUGUCGGUUCCAGGGGUUCAGGGUCCGUUCCCGUCCGUCCCAGGCUGCAGCCCGUGCCUUCACGUCGCUCUCCACCCAAGUGACCAGGAAACUCAAGAAGUUGCAGGAACGCAAGAAUGUUCGGUAUGACCGGAGCCUCCUGGAUCAGUACAGGAACGCCCUGGAGAAUGCCAUCGAGAUCUCAGCCACACACAACAUUCCCCCUCUCUCAGGCCGCACCGUCGUCCUGUGUCCUGUCGGUCUGCUGACGGAGCAGCCCUGGCAGGGGACAUGGGACGACUUCUUUCCCGGGACCCAGAGCAAGACCCAGCUUAGGGCCCCCAAGCUUCAGGAGACCGCUGUGCUGCUGGGACUGAUGGCCAAGCACGUCAGCGAGCAUUGCCGCCUGGUCCUGUGCACCAGCCGUUCCCACCGGGAAGUGAAAGCUCUCUGCGGAUCGAUCCUCUCCGGUGUGACCCAGGUCCUAGAGCAGGCCAAGGAAAUGGAGGACGCGGACAAGGGGGAUGGCUUGUUCAUGACUGACGUUUCCCACUCUUUCCUCACCGAGUGCAUUCGAGAUCACGUGCAGAUCGACACCCUUCUGGACCUGUCCCGCAGUUCACAGACGGAGGAGAUGGUCCAAGUCUACCGUCGCCUUGUCAACAGCAACCUCCUCUUCGUCCAGGUGGAUCUCUCAGCCCAGAGAAAAAGUAUCGACCCUGAAAUGAGCAGCCGCGGAAAUGAUGUCACCCUCUUUGGCUACAGUGACCAGAUCUUAAGGUUUCUGUGCGAGCGAGGUUCCUGCCGUCUCCUGGAACACGUGGAGAAGAUUGAUGACAUCUUCCGUCUUCCGAAAGCCCGAGAGAAUGUCCGUGUCCUCAAGGAGAUGGAACCAACUUCCCUUUCCAGUGUUCUCCAGGCUCCCAUCCACAGGUGGAGGACUGUCCGGAUCUUCGUCUCCUCCACGUUCCGGGACAUGGCAGGGGAGCGGGACCUGCUGGUGCGCGCCGUCCUCCCCGAGCUGCGGGCGAGGGCUGCUCCCCACCGAAUUCACUUGCAGGAGGUCGACCUGCGCUGGGGCAUCACCGAGGAGGAGAGCCGCAGCAACAGACAACUGGAGCUUUGCUUGUCUGAGGUUUCCCGCUGCCAGCUCUUCGUGCUGAUCCUGGGCGAGCGUUACGGACAGAUCCUGGACAGCUACUCCCUGCCAGACCUGCCCCAGUUCCAGUGGGUUAAGGACUAUCCAAGAGGUCGUUCCAUCACUGAGAUGGAGUUGAUGCAGUUCCUAAGACAGAACCCGGGAGAUCCCAGACAGACCUGCUUUGUCUACACGAGAGACCCGGCUGUCCAGAGGUCAAUUCCAGAGCAGUGGACACCGGAUUUCUCAGCGGAGUCAGAGGAGGCGAAACUCCGGGUAGCUGAGCUGAAGAGGGAGGUGAAGGAGCGAGAUUUGCUGACCCUGGAGAACUACCGCAGCGAGUGGGGUGGGCUCCUCCACGGGAAGCCCUACCUGGCGGGAUUCGAGGAAUUCGGCGGCAGUGUCCUGCGCACACUCUGGGAGGCCAUCCUCGCUCAACACUGCCAGCAGGGCCAGGGCAGCGCCGAAGAUGACCAAGAUGGCCUCCAAGCGAACUUCCUGGAGGCUCAGAGCAGCCAGUUGUCUGGCCGGCGCAAGCAGCUCUCGGCAGCGGCUGCCAAGAUCCUCCAGCAGAGGAAGGGCACCAUCUUCCUUGUCCACGGACGCCCCAGCGAGGGCAAGACCACCUUCCUGGCCGGACUCGUCAACCAGCUCUCCCCCUCCGAGCCGUCAGACGUCCCAGCACAGCGCAGCCUCCUCUACCACUUCACCGCGGCUGGCGAGGGGGCGCAGAGUGGCACCGCCUUCCUCCAGCGUGUCUGCCAGCAGCUGGACCCACACUCGGACCGGGACAUUCCUCAGACCCACAGGUCCCUGGUGCAACUCUUCCACAGCCUGCUGUCCAACCGCACCAGUUCCCGGCGCCGGCUCGUCCUCCUGGUGGACGGUGCAGACCAGCUACUGGGGCCUGGGGGCUCCCCUUCCUCUGACUGGAUACCCGAGCCUGUCCCCCAGGGAGUGACCCUGGUGCUGUCGGUGACCGAAGGGUCCGACCUCCAUCGGACCCUGGACAAGCGCGGGCAGGUGCUGACCUUUGGCCUCGGGCCGCUGGAGCCGCUGGACAGGGCGCAGGUUGUGCGCUCGCGGUUGGCUCAGUACGGCAAGCGUCUGGAGGAGACGCCCUUCAACAACCAGAUGAGGCUGCUGGUGGCGAAGAGGGAGUCACACCAGCCCCUCUACCUCAAGAUAGCCUCAGAGGAGCUCCGCACAUUUGGGGUCUUCGAGAAGGUCUCGGAGAGGAUCCGUGCAAUGCCCACAACCCUGCGCCAGAUGCUGCAGUGGGUGCUGGGGAGACUGGAGCAGGAAUUUGGAGCAGAGACAGUGACCUUCACCUUCUGCACUCUCAGCGUCAGUGAGAGAGGCCUGCGUGAGGGCGACCUCUAUUCCACCCUCUGCACCCACAGGAGCCUGUGCAAGGGAGGAGCCUCCCCGAGAUGGGAGGAGGUGAUGCAGGAGACGCUGGCUCCCAGACGACCCAUUGCCAUGGCAACCUUUGCCCGUCUGCUGCGGGGGUUGGCUGCUGUGAGUGGGGUGUGGGGAUUGGCUGCCAGCUCCGGUUCCCGUCUCCGUCUGUCCGGAUCGUUGCUGCAGGGAGCCGUGGAGCAGCGAUACCUCCGGGAGGGGGACAGGGCCCGGCUCUCUCACCUGCUACUGGCCGCCCACUUGUGGAGACUGACUGAUCCGGCUGGGGACAGGAACUUCACCGACUGCGACCCCGAGGCCCUGGCUGACCUACCGCUUCAUCUGGUGGGAUCAGGACAACACGUCCUCCUCUCCUCCCUCCUAUCCGACCUCGGGUUCUCCUGGCUCCACCUGCGUCUUGGGAUGUUGCCCCAGCUGGGAGCUGCCUUCGCUCGCUGUGGCUCAGCUGGAGAGGGGGCCACAGAGGUGGAGCUGUCUGGUGACUCCCCCAACCUGUCAGAGGUCAGAACUUGCCAGGAUUUUGUGGCUGCCAACUCAGCCCUCCUGUCCCGCUAUCCCCUCCUCUUCUGGCAGCAGGCACUGAAUCAGGAGGAGGGCUCUCUGGUGGAGCGCCAGGCCCGGAAACUGCUCGGGACCAGCCCGGAACGCCGGCUCACCCCACUGGACUUCCGCCUCAUCUGCUGGGUCAACCGGCCGCAGCCAGCCCCGUGCGAGGCUCGCAGGGUGAUGAAGGUGCCAUCCAUACCGGAAUGUGUCGGUGUCUCGGCUACCGGCAAGCAGGCAGUGGUGGGCACCAGGCACAGAUCCCUCCACCUCCUGGACCUGGAGAGUGGCCAGGAGGUGCAGUCGCUGGUCAGCGAGGGUGACGGGGUCUCGUGCACCGCCUUCCUGAGCGAGGGCACGCUUUGCACCACCUCUUUCGAUGGGAAGGUCGAGGUGUGGGACCUCAGCCAAGGCUGCAGGUUGCUGCUGCUCGAGGCCCACUCUGAUCGGAUUUCGGGAUGUGCCGUGUCUCCCGACGGGAUGCGGCUGGCCACCUGUUCCUGGGAUCGGGCACUGAAGGUGUGGGCCAUGCCCACAGGGACACUGGACGUUCAACUGCACUGCCCGUGCCCCCUCAACUGUGUGGCCUUUCGGCCCGACGGUCAUCUGCUGGCAACGGGGGGCUGGGACCACACCAUCCGCCUCUGGAAGUGGCUGACAGCGGAACCAGUGCAGGUUCUCAACGAACACCAGUCCUCCGUCCAGUCCCUGGCCUUCUCCCCAGAUGGAGACUUCCUGGUGUCAGCCUCGCUGCAGGGGGACGUCCUGUACUGGUGCCUGAAGUCGGGGUCUGUCGCUGGCAGCUACCAGGCCCAUCGGGGUUCUGUCACCGCCCUACGGUUUCUGGACGAAGGUCGCCUGCUCCUCUCCACCGGGGAGGACCAGAAGGUUCAGAUCUGGUCCGGCUUGCUGGGACGGAGGAACGGGGAGAUGGGUGCGAAGGGGAACCCCCCUGCCCUCUGCAUGUCCGUCAGUGAGAAUGGCGGAGUUGUCGCAGUGGGCUACCACAGCGGUUGGACCAAGAUCUUUGACCUCGGAACAGGGAAGCAAGUGGCGGAGUGCGAGGGCUCGGGGCUGCCCAUCCGGUGCCUACAGUGGCUGAGCGGUGAAGAGGCCCUGGCCGCAGGAGGAGAUGACUGCCUGCUGCGGGUGUGGGGGCUGGGAGAUGGGACAGCCAGCUGUCGACGGAUAGGCCGGGGCCACUUGGGACCCCUCUUCGCCUUGGGACGGUCCAGCCAGCUUUUGGCAUCUGUCUCCGCGGACUGCACGCUGCUCCUCUGGACUCUAGCACACCUGACAGAGGGGGAGGAGGAGGAGGUGUCCCCCGCCCACGUGCUGAGAUCCCACACGGAUGCCGUGACCUGCUGCUCGUUCAGCCCCCAGGGCCACCGGUUGGUGACUGGCAGUCGGGACAAGAGCCUGUUGUUCUGGGACCUGCAGGGCGAGGACAUCGCCUCCCCUCGCGGCCGGAGGUCGGCGCACAGAGACUGGGUGACUGGCUGCUGUUGGGGCCCUCAAUACGUGGCUUCCUGCUCCAGUGACGGGCUGGUUCGUUUGUGGAAUCCGGAAUCCAUCGAGUGCAUCUGGGAAUUAAGAGGACGUUCCUCACCCCUCACAGGGGUUCACAUCAUGGACGAGCUGCUCCUGUCAGUGACCGGAACAGGUGACCUGCUUGUAUGGAAGAACUGUCGUGUUGCUGUAACCUCCAUCCCCGCCCACACCUGCGGUGUCAAUGCUUUGACGACCUAUCGGAAAGUGGGCUCGAAAGAAGGAACCGAUGGAGCGCAAGGUGACGAGUGUCGUGUCCAGGUCUUAACAGCAGCAGAUGACGGACUUGUUCGGCGCUGGGACCCACUGCUGCCGGAAGAGGUGGCCACCCUCACUGGGCACGGGGCGGUGGUCCGAGGAGCAGCCGCUGAGAAUCACCUCCCUCUCUUCCUCACUGUCGCUGAGGACCAGACCCUCCGGGUGUGGGACGUCCCACGCGGACAAGGUGUCCAGCGCCCCUCGGCUCACUGCUGCGCCAUCACUGCUCUGGGCUGCUCCUCUUCCGGCAGGUUCCUGGCGUCUGGCAGCAUGGCCGGAGAGGUUGCCCUGUGGGAGUCCGGAAAGCUCCAGCUUGUCUUUCAGGCCCACCAGAAGCAGGUCUCAGCCAUCACUUUCCUCUCAGACCAAGAGUUUGCAGUGGGAUCAUACGACGGGCAGGUUUCAGUCUGGCUGGUGACUCUGCAUUCGCAGACUCCCUCUCUACGAGUGAAGUCCCAGUCCUCCAUCGGCCUCCCCUCACCUGUCUGCUGCCUUGCCCGACUGGGCAAACGGAAACUCCUCAUCUUGGACCUGCAAGGCUCCCUCCACACCUGGGAGCCAGGGGCUUGGCUCUUGGGGGCACAAAUGGGAUUGUGCGACCUCCAAGCUACAGGGCUGGUGGAAUGCGCCGACGGAUCCGUGCUGGUUGUGACGGGGGUCAAAAACAGCACAAUCAUCAUCGGCAAGCCACGGGUGGUCCCAGUGAGAGAGGACCUGUCGUCACAAGAGGAGGAGGACGGCGAGCGGAGGAAGAGAGCGAAUAGCAAGGAAGAGGAGGAAGGAAGCGAGGGGAAGGAAUCACAGAAGAGUGCGGAGAGCGAGGGCGAUGAGUUGGACCCUGAGGAGGGGGAGGUGGAGCUGAAGGAUUUGUUUUGCUCUCUCCCUGUCCACGCUCCAGAUGACAAGACUGCGGACACAACAGCGUGGAUCACCGCCAUCAAGCAGACAGGGAUGGAACCCGGAAAAGACUGCUACCUGUUCCACACACUCUCGGCUGGGAGCCUGUGGCGUCAUUCCUGGGACCUGAAAAAGUUCUGCAGAAGUUCGGGUGACGAGCAAGAGUCAUUCGACUUCCGGUUAGAUCCCCAGAACGGCACCUACAAACAGAUUCACUCUGACCGAGUGACUGCUAUUACAGAGACGGAGAAUGUAAUCGCGACAGCCUCCUAUGACCGGACUGUGCGGCUGUGGGACCGGGAUACCCUGAAGCAGGUUGGCCUCUUCCUCUGUCGCUCUCCGGUCCUGUGCCUGGUAUCAAACCCUGCCUGCCCAGGGCAGGUGAUCUGCGGAGACAAUUUGGGGAACGUUUACUUCCUUGGCUGGCGCCCUCCUCUUCAACAGCCGUGAACUGCGCUGGCGGGGGGGGGGGAACCAGUCCAGGAACCCGAGCUGCUACAAUCCGGGAGAAGUCCAAGCAUCAGGCAGGGUUGCAGGCUGAGAUGGAGACCCUCAGAUAGAUGUCACCACCACACGGGCUCUUGUGAAAGGGGGAUUCUCUCCCUGUCAGGGUCAAGUAUCUCCAACAGAGGCCCUUGUUAAAGGGAAGGCUCCUCUCAAUCUAGGAUGCCAAUUAAAGAGGGAGUCUGUCUCCAACAGAGAGGAGUCUCCAUCACAGACCCAUUAAAGGGGGGAUCUCACUUCAUCAGAGACCCCCCUUUGAAGGGAGAUCUCUUUCCAUCGGAGACCCUUAAAAAAGGAGGGAUUGUCUCUGCAUCAGGGACCCCUGUUGAAGAGAAAGUCCCUCUCAAUGCAGGAUCCCCUCAAAAGGGGGGGGGAAUCAUCUGGGAUCUCUGUUAAAAGGUGGGGGUUGCCUCAGUCCAUCAGGGACCUCUGUUGGAACACUGGUGAGAGGGGGUGAUGUGACCAGCCUGGUGCCAUCCUCUCACACCAGAACGUCUCAGCAGCACUACGUUGGCAUGCACUUGGUAAUGAUGGCCAGGCUAACUCGCUCUCUGCCUCACUGUGGACAGUGGAGCUACGCCUGUUUGCUGCUUCUCUCUCCACCCACCCCCCAGGAAUAGCUGGUGCCAGGACCAGAGAUGUUGAUCAGACUGUGAUUAGAGAAACCCCAGCAGGAAUGAGAACAAAAUAAAAAUGCAUUAAACCACGUCUUCCAUCUGCCUGUUCUGUGAACCACUUGAGUUGCAGAAACGUUUGAUAUUGUACGUUUGAUGGAGGGGGUAGAAGAACAGACCACACAGCUCUGCUCUCCCUGUCCAUCUCACCAACCUCAGUCACUCCUCUACCCACCCCCCGUGCCCUGAGUUACUGUGUCCCCACUAACAUUAACCCAGCUCCCUCACACUCUCUGCCAGUAGCCCUCUCAUUAACCUGAGGGAGACAGGCGCUUUCCUGCCCAAAGAGUACAUGAACCCUGGGUCAAACAACCUCCCAGCUGAUGGAUUUUGAUACAUUGGGAGAGAGAGGAAGGACAAUUGGGAUAGAAGCACACCAGGACAUACAGGGCUGAAUGGCCUGUUAUUUCCCCACUGAUUAUCUCUGCUCCAGAUAAUAUUCGUCCCAGUGGAGCAGAAAUAUUCCCGAGCACAUCUCCACCACUGACAGCCUCGCUUUAAAUGAAGUGCACCCUCCCCCCACACACUGGGCUAAUUCAUCCUUCCCAACCUUUAGAUUUAUCUCAACUGCUGUUCUCAUUCAUGUUCUCUCUCUCCCUCUCCUCCCCU
Molecule: messenger RNA, 9140 nt
Organism: Mobula hypostoma (lesser devil ray)
Lineage: Eukaryota; Metazoa; Chordata; Chondrichthyes; Myliobatiformes; Myliobatidae
Gene: tep1
Product: telomerase-associated protein 1
Exons: 54
Coding region: 58-7803 (2581 amino acids)
Biological process (GO): telomere maintenance via recombination
Cellular component (GO): telomerase holoenzyme complex
Molecular function (GO): protein binding; ATP hydrolysis activity; telomerase RNA binding
Source: RefSeq, a predicted model, not a curated record